AUGGAGCCAGAAAAAGAAUCAUACGAAAAGCUGCCCUCAACCCGACAAAGCAAAAUGAAGAUCGAUGCUCUACUCAACCCAGGCGAUCAAGGCUCUGAAUCCCCUCGUCCUACAUACGCCCCAAUCUCCUACCGUCACAGUUACCAUCAACCCUCACCCAGCUUCCCAUCAAGCCCAAAGCAUUGGCACUCGAGGUAUUACAACACUAGCCCAGGUGCUCUAUCCAGCGCCAAAGCAGCAACCCACAGCAGCACCAACAGCAGUUACCCCCAGAGCCCGUACCCCCCGCAGCACCAGCACCAAAUGUUCGUGAGCUAUCAUCACAACAAGCAAUCCCACGGCAGCCCCAGCACCAACCAAAGCUCAAUCUCCGCUCCUUCCUCGCCAGAUCCGUAUUCCCGGGAACGAUUCUCCAGCGUCUCCAGCACUUCCUCCACAAACGGCAGUGACCGGCGGCGCCCCCCGCGCCCAAAGUACGAAGAAGAGGAAAUGUACUUCAUUUGGUACCACCGUGUGGACUUGUGCCAGGAAUGGAAGGAGGUCCGCGAGGCCUUCAACCGCCAGUUCCCGGACCGCCAGAGACGCGGCUUCCAGGGGAUCCAGUGCAAGUUCUACCGCUUUAUCAAAGAGAAAAAGUGUCCCACGCUGCGGGAGCAGCGCCGCAUGCGAGAUGGGGAGUUCCUGAGGGAGGGUGCUACCGCGGCCCUGACGGGGGCGGGGGAUGUUAGCGGGGCGCCCAAGUUUGGCGUGAGAGAAUAUACUAGUGUUUGGUAUCCUUGGAUGAGGAGGGGGGAUGGGGAUGUUGGCAUGAAGAGGAUGUGA
Messenger RNA from Penicillium soppii, 822 nucleotides. RefSeq lists its product as uncharacterized. The record is from RefSeq and is a predicted model, not a curated record. The coding region runs from base 1 to 822 and encodes 273 amino acids. NCBI's taxonomy places the organism in Eukaryota, Fungi, Ascomycota, Eurotiomycetes, Eurotiales, Aspergillaceae. The transcript has a single exon.